AACAGGGGAAGCUCCUUUUUACACAAACAAUUGACGUUUCAAUCUUGCAUGUUCUCCUGACCAUGGCGUAGGUAUGAAUAUUAGGAUAGAGGGGUCUUCUCCUGAAUAUUCCCGUCGAAGAUGAAAUACGUAACUUCAUCUUCAUCUUUUCCCUUGCUAACCUGAAUCCGCUAUUUGAUUUUAUCGCGUUACUAAGUCUAUGAUGAGCUCCCUAAAGUCAGCAUUACUGUUAGCACUCGCUGCUGGGUCGGCCAGUGCACAUAGCCAUCAUCACAGCGAUGGUGCGCAGAAACCGAUAACUUCAAAUGAUUAUACUUGUCAACAUCCCGCCUAUAAAAGCCAUAUAGUAUCCAAAUCGCCAUUGGUUAUAUAUCUAGCGAAUUUCAUUACGCCAGAAGAGCGAGCUCACCUAAAGGAAGCAACCAAGGAUACAUUUUCGCACUCAGCCGUCGCCGAUGAAUCCGGUGUCCAAGGACUACGACGGACGCGAACCUCGCAAUCGACCAAUGUACCGCGCGAUGCUAUAGUACGAUGUAUCGAAGAGCGAGCGUUAUUAUUCCAAGGCUUCGACAUACCGCGGACACACCUUGAGCCAUUACAACUCGUCAAGUACGGGCGGGGUGAGCGAUACACCUUUCAUACAGAUUGGUACACGAGUACAGCGCCUGCAACUGCUGAACUUGGCGGAAACCGACUGAGCUCAUUCUUUGCGUAUAUCGAUGCCAGCGAUGAUCUUACUAGUGGUGGCACCAAUUUCCCAGUGGUGUCUGCACCACAUAAUAAUCGUUGGUGCGAAUAUGUUGACUGCGACGAGCCCUGGGAGAAUGGUGUUACGUUCAGGCCUAUUGUUGGGAAUGCAGUUUUCUGGCAGAACCUACACGAGGACGGCACAGGCGAUCAGCGGACGCUACAUGCCGGACUUCCGGUCACUAAUGGGUCUAAGAUAGGGAUGAAUAUUUGGACGAGACAAGGCCCCCUAAGUGAGGAUAUUAGGGGACCAGAUGUAUAAUUAAGAAGUAGUGAAUGGAUCUUGCUAUCGUACAUAUCAUUUAGAAAUCGAAAUCAUCGGAUUCACGGAC
Molecule: messenger RNA, 1079 nt
Organism: Hypoxylon trugodes
Lineage: Eukaryota; Fungi; Ascomycota; Sordariomycetes; Xylariales; Hypoxylaceae
Exons: 3
Coding region: 200-1009 (269 amino acids)
Biological process (GO): peptidyl-proline hydroxylation to 4-hydroxy-L-proline
Cellular component (GO): endoplasmic reticulum
Molecular function (GO): L-ascorbic acid binding; iron ion binding; procollagen-proline 4-dioxygenase activity
Source: RefSeq, a predicted model, not a curated record